GAAAGAAUUGUCUCAACGCGGUCUACUCACGUGCUUCUCAACUUGACUGUGAGCCGAUAUAUAUUUAUAUACGCACACCACAAUCGCCAAGCUUCUACGACCGCAACUGAAAAAAAGACGUGUUCGAGGUUGAGCAGACAUGGCAGCGCCUACGCCAGCCAUUUCGUCCGCGCAGACGGGCCAUCCCAUUAGCCGCAUUGCCACGCUGCCUUCGUCUAGUGCCAAUACAAUCCUGCUCGUGUGCGCCGGCGGGUCCUCCGUGUCCGUCCAACCCGCGCCGCAAUGGCUGACGAGCCCGGUGAAUGGGGGAGACGUGCAUAGCAACAGCAACACCGCAGCGACGGUAUCGACGACAGGUAGCCUCCAACACCUACGCCACGGCACUCUCGAGCCGCAGGCGGCAGCGGGUGUGGAGGUGGGAAAAGGCGCAGAUGUGCUGCUCGCGGCGGCGCAGCAGUGGUCAGCUCACCGUCGCGACGGGGCGGAUACGGGGCAGCAGGACCACUACGGCUAUGCGCUGUCGUCCUCGUCUAUUCCUUCUGCCUCUCCCGCAACGGCCCUUACGGUGGAGCAGCGCGCGAGUCUGCAGGCUGGCGAGGUGACGUCACUCUGCGUAGCCGCCCUGCCGGGCACCGACACGUCACUCGCACUUGUCGGCAGCACCGUCGGCACUGUCGCGCUGUUUCUCAUUGAAGGCAGCCACACGCUGUGCAAGGUGGCGGAGUGCGCGCUGGUGCGGUGGAGUCGCGGCGGCAUCACCGCGCAGGACGCGGUGGUCGAUGUGGCCUUCAGCAUGGACCCGGCCGGCCGCCCCGAGUUUGUGAGCGCAGCCUCGGCAGGGUGUGUGGUGGUGGUGGAUGUGCAGCUGUUCUACCGCCGGGGCACCGACGGCGACGACGACGGCGAUGUGGAGAAGGAAGAAGACGGCGUGCGCCGGCGAUUCUCUUCUCUCCCUUCCUGCCGCACCGAGGGGGAUGCGUGGUCGGCCUCCGCCCUGCGUGCCAAGGCGGUGGAGGCGUUAGAGCGGCCCAACACCCAGCUCGUCCGCCGCAGUCGCAGCGACGUCUUUACCUGCGCGUUUGCGGGCGCCAACGUCGUGCGCGUCCUCGCCCCGCAGCGCCUACACGCGGCCGUUGCGAUGGACGUGGCUCUUGUCGUGGUGCUGCGCGAUGGCACCCUGCGCUACGUUGAGCGCGUGAUUGACGGUGGCUCGGUUCGGCUGCUGGCGGAGCAUCAUCGGCUGCGGUUUGCGAAGGGUGCCACCUUUAUCGCCUACGCACAGGACUCCAUGCUUGCCGGUCCGUCGUCACACUCCUCGGCGCAGCGCGGUGGCAGCAGUGCUGGUGGUGCUGAUGGGGUUGGCGAGGAGGCGGACAGCCGUGCUCUCCCGCACGUCAUCUACCGCUACCGGCUUUCUCCACAUCAGGUAAACGUGUGUCAGCUGGGCAACUCCGCUGCGGCGGAGUGGGUCACCCUGGUCAACGAUGCCGCCCUCUACUUCAGCGAAAAGGAUGCGGUGUGUCACGUGGUGGUGGCCGGCACGCAGCUGGUCCCGACGAGCAAAGCCACCGGCCGUCCCUCCCCGCCCAACGCGCCAGGGUCUGGUGCGAAGGUGUCGCUCGACGUAGCUGCCCGGGCCGCCGCGGGGUGGACGCUGGGCCGUGUGCUGCAGGAGAAAGGAAGCGGGGGAAGUGGUGGGGGCCAUCGUGCGCUGGGUUGGUGGGCGGUGGCGCACAACGUCGUACUGCCACGCUACACCUUUGACCGCGCCGCGCUGGAGCGGCACGCGUUCGAGCAGCAGCAGCAGUUGUCGUCGCACACACGCGCUACAGCUGGCCCUUCCUCUUCCUCCGCCGCCGCCUACAGCUCUCAUGCCGGGUCGCCCUUCACGGUCCACGUGCAGAGCAACGUGACGGCCCUGCCAGCCGCAUCUCUCAGCGCCACUUCUGCGCUGUCGAUGAGCCCUGGGCGUCCGGUGACAGCAGCGGCAGCAGCAGCGGCGGCAGCGGCUGGCGGCUUGGAUGGAUCGGCCUUCUACGAGUCCCUCCCCACGUCGCCGGUGGUUUCCUCACCGACCGGGACCGGUGCGCACGUGGCGGCGGGCAACACGACAGCCGGCGUGGGCAACGGAUUCGCGGCGGCUGCGAUGGUAGCUGGGGUGUUAGUGCUGUCGACCGGCACCGACGUGUACGUCGGGGACCUCAACGAAGUGCCGGCGAAGGCGACGUCGCUGCCGGUGCCGCGCCCCGUCCGCUCGUUUGGGGCGGUCGUGGAGAACGUCUCAUGUGGGCCCUAUCGAGAUGUGCGGUCGGUGUUGGUGGCAACCGGGUCGCGUGUGGUGCCCGUGUCGCUGUAA
Molecule: messenger RNA, 2356 nt
Organism: Leptomonas pyrrhocoris
Lineage: Eukaryota; Euglenozoa; Kinetoplastea; Trypanosomatida; Trypanosomatidae
Exons: 1
Coding region: 140-2356 (738 amino acids)
Source: RefSeq, a predicted model, not a curated record